AUGUCUUCCAGAAAUAAUUUUGCAUCUUCUAAUACAAUAACAAUAUUAAAUAAUUCUAUAAAGCAAGAUGAGAACGAAACUAUCGAAGAACUAAGCUCAGAAGACAAAUCUAAUUUAAUAAAGGAAAUUAUCGAAUUACAAGAAGGACUGAAAGCAUUAGUUGAAAGAGUUGAAUCAGUUAAAAAUGAUCAUGAUCAAAAGCAAUCAGGAAAUCAAAUUUUACAAACUUAUAUAAAUAAUCUAAUGUCCUCUAACGUUUUAUCUUCUGCAAAUGUUAAUAAAAAAGAUGGUUAA
Molecule: messenger RNA, 294 nt
Organism: Funneliformis geosporum
Lineage: Eukaryota; Fungi; Glomeromycota; Glomeromycetes; Glomerales; Glomeraceae
Source: the annotation of a GenBank genome assembly